Molecule: messenger RNA, 1443 nt
Organism: Emys orbicularis (European pond turtle)
Lineage: Eukaryota; Metazoa; Chordata; Testudines; Emydidae
Gene: POFUT3
Product: fucosyltransferase 10
Exons: 4
Coding region: 1-1443 (480 amino acids)
Cellular component (GO): Golgi membrane
Molecular function (GO): alpha-(1->3)-fucosyltransferase activity
Source: RefSeq, a predicted model, not a curated record
AUGAUUAGAAUUGGGAGGAAGAGACUUUGGGCAUCUUUCUUCUGCUUUACGGCCUUCUUUUUUCUUCUUCUUACACUCCAGGUGGUUCUUGAACUGGGCAAGUCUGAAAGGAAGAUAAAAGUCUCCAGUUUACAAGAUGGUUCAUUAAAACUGGAGGAGCAGCAGAAACAUGCAUAUCAGUUUUUUAAUAAACAGGAACUCUACAGCAAUACCAGGAGAGUUUUAGAUGCGGACAGAUACCCUAUCCUGCUUUGGUGGUCCCCGCUGACUGGUGAGACUGGGAGGUUAGGUCAGUGUGGACAGGAUGUCUGUUUCUUUACUAUCAAGAGGACCUACCAGCAUAAUCACAUGACAAAAGCCUUCCUCUUCUAUGGUACUGACUUUAAUAUAGAUAGCUUACCCCUCCCUCGUAAACGCCAUCACGACUGGGCCCUUUUCCAUGAAGAGUCGCCCAAAAACAACUACAAGCUCUUCCACAAACCUACCAUCACCUUGUUCAACCAUACAGCUACCUUCAGUCGCCACUCCCAUCUGCCACUGACUACUCAGUAUCUGGAGGGCAUAGAGGUCAUAAAGUCUGUGAGAUACAUGGUUCCGUUGCAAAAGAAGAAUAGCUUGAGAAAAGGACUUGCACCGCUUGUGUAUGUGCAGUCCGAUUGCGACCCUCCUUCAGACCGGGACAGCUACGUGCGUGAGCUGAUGAGCUACAUCCAGGUGGACGCCUAUGGUGAAUGCUUGCAUAACAGAGACCUUCCCCAGCACCUCAAAAACCCAGCCUCCAUGGACGAUGGUAACUUCUAUAGAAUACUUGCUCAGUACAAAUUCAUUCUUGCUUUUGAAAACGCAGUUUGCGAGGAUUACAUCACUGAAAAGCUCUGGAGGCCCCUCAAGUUGGGAGUGGUACCAGUGUACUAUGGGUCCCCCAGCAUUACAGACUGGCUUCCUAGCAAUAAGAGUGCAAUCCUUGUAACAAGAUUUUCACAUCCCAGGGAGCUGGCACACUACAUCAAGGCACUGGAUACAAAUGACAAAGAGUACGAGGCCUACCUAGAAUGGAAAGUGAAAGGGGCCAUCUCCAAUCAACGACUGCUCGCUGCUAUCCAAGAACGCAAAUGGGGAGUCCAGGAUAUCACGCAGGACAAUUAUAUUGAUGUGUUUGAGUGCAUGGUGUGUAAUAGGGUGUGGGAAAACAUCAGAAGGCAGGAAAAGGGAUUGCCACCCAGGAGAUGGAACGCACAGGUUAACCACCUGAGUUGCCCGAAACCUGAGGCUUUCUUGUUCUCCUCUCCAAACGUACGCUGGACAUCUCUGCAAGAGAUGUGGAUACCAAGCUUUGAACAAUCCAAGAAAGAAGCCCAAGCACUGAGACAGCUGGUGGAAAGGAAUAUGAACUUUACAGCUCAGGAAUUUUGGACACUUGUAUUCAAAGAAGAAACACGAUAG